UUAUUAUGGAUUUUUAUUAAUGAUAAACUUUAGAUAACAAUAUGAUCUUUUUAUAAUUUUUAUUUCUUGAGAAAAUUUUGAGGCCUCUUACACCCAAAUAUUGUUAGUUUUUAAUUAAAUUCAUUAUUAGUGACUGAUUUCCAUUUAAAACCUUAAGAAGUGAAUAUAUUUUGGAUAUUUUUAUUAAUAUAAUUAUCUUAAUGUUUCAAAGAAAGUCUUAUUUCUUCACAAUCAUCAUUUUAGAAUAUAUAAUAUAAUAUUUUUUAUAUCAUUUCGGAAAGAUCUUCCCUUUAUUUAGCACUUAUAUGUACUAUCCCUAUUCUAUUAUGUAUAAUACUUUCUUUAUUUAUUAUUAUUAGACCAAUUAUUUAUUGAUUUUAUUUUACGUAUUCUAGAUAGCCUAUUUAUUAUGUAUUUUUUAUUAAAUUUUACAGUUUUUCAUAUUCAAAUUCUAUAGUUUUUUUUAUUCUUGAUCUUCAAAUUGUUAUAUGUAUUCUUUUAAAUAGUUUAAUAAUUCAGUUUCUGUCUUUGUACCUUCUAUUAAAUAUUUUUGCUCUACUUUUUUUUCUUGUUAUAUUUACAUAUUUUCUUCUAUUUUUUCUUCUGUUUUUUCUUCUGUUUUUUCUUCUAUCUUUUCUUCUAUCUUUUCUUCUGUUUUUUCUUCCAUUUUUUCUUCUGUUUUUUCUUCUAUUUUUUCUUCUGUUUUUUCUUCUGUUUUUUCUUCCAUUUUUGUUUUUUCUCUUAUUUAUUUUUCUAUUUUUUCUCCUAUUUUUUCUCUGUCAUUUUUCUCGUUUAUCUCUUUUGUUUUUUAUUCCAUUUUUUCUUCUGUUUUUACUUCUUUUUAUCCUUGUGUUUUUUCUUCUUUUUUUUCUACUGAAUUUUCAUGUUUUUUGUUUUAAAGAUUUUCUUAUAUCUUCUAAUGUUUUAAUUCUUUUAUCGAUGCUCUUUAUGAUUUUAAUUCAGAUUUUUAUAUUUAUUUUUAGUUUUUCAAAUUACUUAUACUUUAUUCUUCUUAAUUAAUAUUUUUCUUUGAGUUUUCAUCUUCAUUUUAAAAUUAAAUACCAGAAUAAUCAUUUUACUUAUUAUUUAAUUAUUCUUAAUUUAAGUUUUGAGUACUUUAAGCUGGAGUAAUAGUUUUUUUUGAAGAAUUUAAUUUAUAAAAUUUUUAUUAUUAUAUUUUAGGUGAAAUACAUAUUCUUCUAGAUUAAAAAGAGCCUUUUUUAACAUAAUGGUUAGCCAAAUGAGGCACUAUUUAUUCUUUUUCAUUAGCAAUUAUUGGUAAAAGCAAUUAUAUCCUUUUUUAUAAAUGUUUAGAUAUGAAAUGGAAGGUCAUUUAUGUAUUUUGUUAUGUCAAGGAAAUAAAAAAAGGAUCAUAACUAUUUUAAAAAUCAAAAUUUUAUUAAAGAAAAGUUGAAUUAUAAACAAAACUUGAAUCUUAUUUCAUUUUAAGUAUAUAAUUUUUAUUUUCAUAAAUAAAAGAGAUUAUUAGAGAUGGAUUUUAGAGUAUUUGUAUGAAAUUUUAUCUCCAAAUUUAUAUACAUUCAAGUACAUUUAUUGAAGAGAUUCUUAAUUAAGUUAUAUAUUACGAACACUAUUUUUAUUUUUAUAUUUAUAUAUAAUAUUUAAUAUUACUUUUUCUAAAUCUUAUUGUUAUAUAUAUUAUUCUAGUUAUUUUAAAUACGUUUCUCGCUGUUUUAUUUAAUAGAUACAGUUUUGGAUUAAAGAUUAUUCUUUUUUUAAAUCUUAAAUUUCAUUUUCAAUAAAUUAUUAUGCUAAUUAGGGAUUUAAUUAUUUGCACGUAUGGGAGAAAAUUUAACGGUGAUUUUGGGGUAUAUCAUAUUGUUACCAGAGCUAUUUUAGAUUUUGAAAUUAAGUCUGCAAAUUUU
Ichthyophthirius multifiliis is the source of this 1886-nucleotide messenger RNA. RefSeq lists its product as hypothetical. Lineage: Eukaryota; Ciliophora; Oligohymenophorea; Hymenostomatida. The record is from RefSeq and is a predicted model, not a curated record. The transcript has a single exon.